Messenger RNA from Strigops habroptila (Kakapo), 1229 nucleotides. RefSeq names its product 60S ribosomal protein L13-like. NCBI's taxonomy places the organism in Eukaryota, Metazoa, Chordata, Aves, Psittaciformes, Psittacidae. Gene Ontology annotation, biological process: translation. The record is from RefSeq and is a predicted model, not a curated record. The coding region runs from base 142 to 603 and encodes 153 amino acids. Gene Ontology annotation, molecular function: RNA binding; structural constituent of ribosome. Gene Ontology annotation, cellular component: cytosolic large ribosomal subunit; ribosome. The transcript has 4 exons.
AGCUGCCGCCAGGUGCUUCCACCGCCGUCCUCAUUGGGCUGUUCCCGCGGCACUGCCCAUUGGUUGCCGCUGUGCACUUCCGGCGUGUGUGGCGCUCCCGCCUCCUUUUCCGGUCGGCUAUUUGCUGUGGUGGGAGAAGCCAUGGCGCCCAGCCGUAAUGGCAUGAUCCUGAAGCCCCACUUUCAUAAGGACUGGCAGCGGCGAGUGGCCACAUGGUUCAACCAACCCGCCCGCAAGAUCCGCAGGAGGAAGGCCCGCCAGGUGAAGGCUCGCCGCAUCACUCCCCAUCCUGUGGCUGGGCCUAUCCGGCCUAUAGUGAGGUGCCCUACUAUAAAGUACCAUAAAAAAGUCCGUGCUGGCAGAGGCUUCAGCCUGGAGGAGCUUAAACUUGCUGGUAUCAACAAAAAGUUUGCCCGGACUAUUGGAAUCUCUGUGGAUCCCCGGCGAUGUAACAAGUCCACGGAGUCCCUGCAAGCCAAUGUGCAGAGGCUGAGGGAGUACCACUCCAAGCUUAUCCUCUUCCCAAGGAACCCGGCUCUGCCGAAGAAGGGAGACUGCUCAGUAAGUACUUGGCUGCUACAAAUGUUUAGAAUCAUAGAAUAGUUUGGGUCGGAAGGGACCUUCAAAGGUCAUCUAGUUCACAGUUUCACAGGGCCCAUUUCUGGCUGUCGGUCUGUCCAUCCCAGUGCUGUGUAGUCAGGCAGUGCUGUUGAAUUAGGGACUGCUGAGGUGCUGAAGGAGUGCAGCUUGGAUGUGGGGUUGGACUCCUCAGGUGGUCUGUUGGGAGCUUUGGUCAUUGCCCAACCAGUUGAAUUUCAGAUUACAAUGCUAAAUAGAAUAGCUGAAAAGUUCAUGUGGAGUUUUGCUGUGGAAAGGGAGGAAGGUGAGGGGACACUCUUCAGUGGAGUAGUUCAGCAAAAGCUAUGUGCAAGGCAGCCUUGAGAAGGUUGUUGCUGUUGACACACAAAAAUGCUUUUCAUUAAAAUUCCACCGAGAUGCAGAGUAUAGUUUGCCUCCUUUGUCUCUGCCCAUGGUAGAUAUGUGCUUCCUAUGAGACACAGUGAUAUGCUUGGGCUGUCCUUGAUCUUCCAGAGAGUGUCACUUUUGAGCCACUCACCUGCAGCAGAGCCCACUGCACUUGGGAGGCUUUUUGGAACAGGGGAGGAAGGGUCUGGAGCUCCUCUGCCAGUAGGUAGUUACUGAAAUACAGUUCCAAAUUUGUUUAUCUA